Letharia lupina is the source of this 741-nucleotide messenger RNA. RefSeq lists its product as uncharacterized. The coding region runs from base 1 to 741 and encodes 246 amino acids. The transcript has 2 exons. The record is from RefSeq and is a predicted model, not a curated record. Lineage: Eukaryota; Fungi; Ascomycota; Lecanoromycetes; Lecanorales; Parmeliaceae.
AUGGGUGGAACGGUACACAUGGAUCCAUCAAUCUGGUCGAAGACCCCGGAAGAUAUCAUAUUCCUCAUCAUCGAAGCAUCGGAUCGUGCGACCCAGAUCAGUUGGUCAUCUACUCGUCGAGUGUUCUACAAGUACUCGUGCCCCAGGAUCCCCUCCAGUCCUUGGGUGAACGAUGAAGAUCCUCGGCACUAUCUCGCUGGCGGUAAAACGUACGAUUCGCCACUGAUGUUCUCCUUCCAUUCUCUGAUUCGCCGUCACGGUCCAAGCCGCUUGCGUAGGGGUUUGGCGUCCACCUUCGAGACGCUCAUCCUACGAGACCGUGUCCAUCUCUUUGGAAAGCCUACGAAGCAGAUACAUCUCCGCGCCGCGUGCAGGAACUGCCGGUCGUUACGUCGAACCGAGUUAACACAUCCAACGCGUGAACAAGCAUGCGAGUUCUUCUUAACGUUUGAAUGGCAACCGGUUGAAGAGCGUUUCGGAAAGACCAAGCUGGCUAGUCUUAAGGUCCCUGAUCAGUCCCUCGGGAAAAUAUGCGACGGGAUCACAGACUUUCGACACAUGCCUUCGCCCGGUAUAUGGAAGUUCGCCUUCGUCAGAGAUCCUGAGGACGUUCUAGAAAGCGCGAAAAGUUACGAACAAAGAAGAUCGGAGGAUUCCGCUCAAUUUAGGGCCACGGUCAGUGACGGCGACGGGAAGCUCAAUCAGGAGUUCCGGACCAUCAAGCCAGAGAAGCUGACAUGA